This is a messenger RNA of Cyprinodon variegatus (sheepshead minnow), 1931 nucleotides long. It is a transcript of the gene dctn2, whose product is annotated as dynactin subunit 2. NCBI's taxonomy places the organism in Eukaryota, Metazoa, Chordata, Actinopteri, Cyprinodontiformes, Cyprinodontidae. Bases 158 to 1213 code for a protein of 351 amino acids. Gene Ontology annotation, biological process: mitotic spindle organization. The record is from RefSeq and is a predicted model, not a curated record. Gene Ontology annotation, cellular component: dynactin complex; cytoplasm; centrosome. The transcript is spliced from 12 exons.
AAUAAAUCCAACAAGCGACCACAUCAGCCUGCACUCCACCGGCUGAGAGACUGCUGGCUCAUCCAUCGUUAGCUUUUGAUAGAACCCCACUCGGUGCAAUCGGUUACUUUAACGACUAUUAUUGUAUUUUGUCGUGUUUUUGUUCUUCCCGUUGACAAUGGCGGAUCCUAAAUACGCAAACUUACCAGGAAUUGCUUUUAACGAACCCGACGUAUACGAGACCGGCGACCUUCCAGAGGAUGACCAGGCUCAGUUUGAAUCGCUUGGUGAGGGCAGCGGUGUGAAGGAAACGCCGCAGCAGAAGUAUCAACGCCUCGUUAAUGAGAUCCAGGAACUCGUUCAGGAGGUGGACACCAUCCAGGCUGCUGCAAAGGACAGCAAUGCAGAGGAGCGCCUCACCCCGGUGGUACUAGCUCAGCAUGCAGCGCAGCUCAAACAGCAGCUGGUAUCUGCCCAUCUGGAUUCGUUGCUGGGACCACAGGCUCACAUCAACCUGGCUGAUCCAGAUGGAGCGCUUGCCAGGCGUCUGCUCACCCAGCUGGAGGCGGUGAAGGGCAGUCGUGGCAGCCCUGCAGGAGAUGGCAAAACCUCUUCCUCAACAAAGGGUCCAGAUGGAGUGGUGCUCUACGAGUUGCACAGCAGACCAGAGCAGGAAAAAUUCAACGAGUCUGCCAAGAUGGCGGAACUGGAGAAGCGUCUAGCUCAGCUGGAGAUCGCUGUUGGCUCAGGAUCAGACAAGCAGGGACCUCUGAAUGCUGGAGUACAAGGAGCCAGUUUGAUGGAUACCAUUGAGCUCCUGCAGGCGAGGGUCAGCGCACUGGACUCUGCUACACUGGAUCAAGUGGAGGCAAGACUGCAGAGUGUCCUUGGGAAGAUGAAUGAGAUUGCUAAGCACAAGGCAGCGAUUGAAGAUGCUGAAACACAGAACAAGGUGUCGCAGCUGUACGACGUGGUGCAGAAGUGGGACGCUGUGUCCACCUCCAUACCUCAGGUGGUGCAGAGGCUUGUUGCUGUGAAGGAGUUGCAUGAGCAGGCGAUGCAGUUUGGCCAGCUGCUGACUCACUUGGACACGACUCAGCAGAUGAUCAACAACUCUCUGAAAGAUAACAACACCCUGCUAACACAGGUCCAGCAGACAAUGAAGGAAAAUCUGGUGGCUAUUGAAGAGAACUUCGCAGCUCUGGAUCAGAGGAUGAAGAAACUUUCCAAAUAAACUGUGGCCGAGUUUGAAAUGGUCCAGGAGAGAGUAGAGCAUGGACAAUAAAUGUUUGGUUAGAGAGCACAGAUCCGCAGUGUUUAGGGUGUAACCUUUUUGGGUUUUGGACGCUCCUCUCUUGCUCUUGACUUCAGCCUCUGCCUUUUUUCACUAAAUGGAAUGUUAGAAAGUUGACAAGAUGAAGAAAACAAAAGGAGACCAAAAGUUCUUCAGACGUCCACGCUCAUUUCCUCUUCCUUGAAUAAAACUGAUGUAAUUUAAAAAUAACCUUAAUUCCAAACAUCCAAGCAACAGCAGACUCCUGUUAAGCUUAUCAAGUUUUAGACUGGACCUUUUGUUUUUUUAUUCAUGUUAAAGGUUCUCCUACUUCUUCUCGGGAGGGGUUACACUAAUAGUGGAUUUGUACUGUAACUUUGGAUAAAUAAAUAAAUGAAUCCCAGUUUGGUUGUAAGAGGAAAAGUCAGCUCUUAAAUGUAUUUAAAAAUUAAAACCAAUUGUCCUUUAUUGUAUCAGAAGCACGAUGGGGAAGGAAAGCUUGUAAAUAUGCCGGUGUACCUUAUUGUUUGUUCACGCUCGGUUGCUUGUAACUAUAUUAUUAUGACCGAGACACAACAGAUCAACUUUUAAUCUGCUUUCUCAUUGCUUAAAACAUUACUGUUCAUCUGUGGUCACCGACGCUGAUCAAUAAAUCAAGAUGUCAUAAAUCUGGCUCCAU